Vitis riparia (riverbank grape) is the source of this 4204-nucleotide messenger RNA. RefSeq names its product ubiquitin carboxyl-terminal hydrolase 26. The transcript is spliced from 14 exons. NCBI's taxonomy places the organism in Eukaryota, Viridiplantae, Streptophyta, Magnoliopsida, Vitales, Vitaceae. Gene Ontology annotation, molecular function: cysteine-type deubiquitinase activity; cysteine-type endopeptidase activity. The record is from RefSeq and is a predicted model, not a curated record. Gene Ontology annotation, biological process: protein deubiquitination. Gene Ontology annotation, cellular component: cytosol; nucleus. Bases 439 to 3723 code for a protein of 1094 amino acids.
AUCCAUCGAGUGGAUGCACCUAAUCGCAACGCGGCCAAUUCACACAUAGCUCGUCGCAAAGCCCAUUGCGCCUGUACGGACCGAGGACUCCCCCUGUAAGGGUCAGGAGCGAAAGGGAAAAACAUUAAGGGCUUCCUUGAUCUCUGUAUGCGAAGAUCACUGACUAAACAACACAAAACCCUACCCCAAGGAAGAAGACGACGAGGAAACAACGCAGCUUAAUAGGAAAGUUUUUCUCAUCUCCUUUUGUUUCUUUUAUUGCUUUUUUUUGCCAUUUCUCGUUUGGGAUACACAACAAAACAAGAAAGAAAAUUAAAACCGGAAAAAAAAAAAAAGGAAAAAGGAAAAGGUCCUCCUUUCUUCUCCUCUGAGAUUCGAUUUCGAUACCAAGUUAGGGUUAGGGUUUGUAGCUUGGGAAGGGGAGUGGUAGGGCAAGCAAUGAGUCGACCGAGUACGCGCAGCAGCAAGAAUAAAAGACAUCGGGCGGACGACAAUGCUGCAACUACUUGCCAAAUAUACAGGAAAAUUCAUUCGACGGGGGAGGUGACCAAGGACGAUGCGAAUCAGUUGUAUAUGAUUUGGAAGCCUGUUUGUCAAGGUUGUCGAGUGAAUACAAAAGAUAACCCCAACUGUUUUUGUGGUCUCAUUCCGCCUCCCAAUGGAAGCCGAAAGUCCGGGUUAUGGCAGAAAAUGUCUGACGUUGUUCUGGCUCUCGGUCCUGAUCCUUUCAAGGAUCUCCGAGCUUCGUCGGAGUAUUCCCCCGCGGGCCUCACCAAUCUUGGCGCCACUUGCUACGCCAACAGCAUUCUCCAAUGCCUGUACAUGAACAAGACUUUCAGACGAGGUCUUUUCUCUGUUGAACCGGGUCUUUUGAAACAAUAUCCAGUUCUUGAUCAACUUGCCAGGCUUUUUGCACAGCUGCACGCCAGUAAACUGGCUUUUAUAGACUCUGCUCCCUUUAUUAAAACGCUAGAGUUAGAUAAUGGCGUUCAACAGGAUAGCCAUGAGUUUCUUACCUUACUUCUUUCUUUGCUUGAGCGAUGUCUCAGCCAUUCUCAAGUUUCAAGAGCCAGAACCAUUGUUCAGGACCUUUUCCGAGGAAGUGUGUCGCAUGUCACCACGUGCUCAAAAUGCGGAAAAGAUUCUGAAGCUUCCUCGAAUAUGGAAGAUUUUUAUGAACUGGAGUUGAAUGUCAAGGGUUUGAAAAGUUUAGACGAGAGUUUAAAUGAUUACCUUAGUGUGGAAGAGCUUCAUGGAGAUAACCAAUAUUUUUGUGAGUCAUGUGGAACAAGAGUCGACGCCACCCGUAGCAUUAAGUUACGCACACUGCCUUAUGUCCUUAAUUUCCAGCUCAAGCGCUGUGUUUUCCUUCCAAAGACUACAACAAAGAAGAAAAUCACUUCUGCAUUCUGUUUUCCUGGAGAAUUGGAUAUGAGAGAGAGGCUGUCUGAACCUUCUGAUUUGGAACUAAUAUAUGACUUGUCAGCUGUGCUGAUUCACAAGGGGACUACUGUGAACAGUGGCCAUUACAUAGCUCAUAUUAAGGAUGAGAAUACAGGGCAAUGGUGGGAAUUUGAUGAUGAGCAUGUCUCAAACCUGGGUCAUCACCCAUUUGGAGAGGGGUCUUCAAGUUCUGCUGCUAAACCUGUUCAAACUGAGCCAUCUGUUCAUCUGUCUUCCACUGAACCGAUGAAUGGUGUCAUGAAUGGAAAUCAUAUAAAUAUUGGUCAGCUACAAUCUUCAGAAUGUAGUAUUGUUAGUGGUUCACAGACAUACUCAUCUGGUGAUGCAUACAUGUUGAUGUAUAAUCUUAGGCGUACCACCAAGAGUGGUGAAGUUAGACAAACUGUAUCUGGUGCCAACCAUAUGGAAAUAGAAGGAGAUAUAAUUUAUUCAGACAAUGAUGCUGCUCUUCCAGCUCAUCUUUAUGAAGAGAUAAAAGAACUAAAUGCCUCGUAUCUUGAUGCUUGUCAACAGUACAAAUCAAAGAAGGAAAGAGAGUUGGAUUGUAUCACAGAACGGAGACAGGAAGUGCGAUCGGUUCUUUCUGAAGGCCCUGUUCUAUCACUUGAGGAUCCAUAUUUUUGGAUUUCUACAGACUGGCUUCGCCUAUGGGCUGACAACAUCACUCCACCUGUUCUUGACAACACCCCGAUCCAGUGCUUGCAUGGAAAAGUCCCAGUAUCAAAAGUUGGUUCCAUGAAGCGCUUGUCAUCUAAAGCUUGGAACAUGUUGUUCUCUAAGUAUGGAGGGGGACCUGCACUGUCAAAUGAUGACUACUGCAUCAAUUGCCUUGUGGAAGGGGCAAGCACUAUGGUUUCUGCUGAUAACUAUAGGGAUCGGCGAAAAGUAAUGAAAGAACUUGCUGAUGCAGUACACUCAGGGAAGUGUCUAGAUGGAAAUUUGUACUAUGUUUCAAAAUCAUGGUUCCAACAGUGGGCACGCAGAAAAAUCAUUGACUCACCAUGCGAUGCUGAUGCAGGACCAACAGCUUCAAUUAGAUGCCCUCAUGGGAAACUUAUGCCUGAGCAAGCUCCUGGUGCUAAGCGUUUGCUGGUUCCUGAAAAUCUCUGGCUCUUCUUCUGUGAAAGUGCUAACACAGUCAAACCUGAUGAUACCUUGGGCUGUUCAGUUUUUCCUUCAGAUGUGGAACCAUGUGCUACAUGCAGUAUGGAGCUUACGGAAGUGGCAAGCAUAGAAGAUACACUAAGAGAAUUCAAGCUCAAACAGCGUCAGAAUCAUGAAAAAAUAGCACUGGGAAAAGGUUUUGCACUUUCUUCACAUUGCAAGUAUUAUUUGCUGCCCUCUUCAUGGCUGUCAACAUGGAGAAGCUACAUCAAUGCAAAUGGAAAGAAUGUUUCAUCAUCAGUGCAACCUGAAAUGUUAGAUAGUGUCAUUGAUAUGAUGAAAUGUGGAAAACAUUCAAGGCUUCUGGAAAGACCUCUUGAACUGAUUUGCAAACGUGGCACGAUUUUCCAAAGGUUUUCUGCUACAGAUGGGUUAACAAUCAUAACUAAGGAUGAUUGGAAAUUCUUCUGUGAGGAGUGGGGCUGUACUGAAGAGAAGGGCAUCUCUGCUGAAAUUGAGUUCAGUAACUGUGUGGCAAAUAAUUUAGCUGGGUCCUGCGAAGAAAUGCCAAUUAUUGAGGAGCAUAUGAGUCCUCAUGAUGAAGUGAAUGAGGAAAUUGAGUCUAGACAACCUGUGAUUAAGACUUCUCCUGAGGUAUGUGAGGUUUGCAUUGGAGAAAGAGAAAGCUGUGAGUUAAUGCAAAAACUUAACUAUUGCAACGAGGAUAUACGUGUCUGCUUUGUACGUGGUAAGGAAGCUCCUAAAUCAAUUUUAGAAGCAUCUGGGACCAUUUCUGAGCCAGAUCGCCGAAUCUCUAAGCGCUCUCGAAAGACAAAUUUUGGAAAUUCGAUAAAUCUGAAAGUUUCUGGGUCCACAUCAAUCUACCAGUUAAAAAUGAUGAUAUGGGAAUCCUUUGGGGUAAUUAAGGAAAACCAGAUACUUCACAAAGGUUCUACAGUAAUUGAUGGUGAAACUUCCACUCUUGCUGACAUGAAUAUAUUCCCUGGAGAUCUUCUUUGGGUGAAAGAUUCAGAGAUCCAUGAGUAUCGGGAUAUUGCAGAUGAGCUCUCUGACCAUAAAAUGGAGGUGCAACAGGCUGAGGAAGGGUUCCGGGGAACGCUUUUGACAUCAAAUAUCUCGUCCCAGGUUGUCUAAGAAGUAUGCUUUUGUCAAUAAGGGACUGCAUGUAACAUUCUACCUUUUGUAGUUAUAUGAUACUGGGAGAGGCAUCUAUUGAAGCUUCAAGUCAUUUUUUGAAGGUGUGAAUUGGGAUGGCUUGUCUUGGCAACGAUGCUGAUGAAUGUACAGCUUAUCAGUAAAAAUGUAUGGGUUAUUUCCUGGGGUUUGAUUGCUACCAGCUUGUUGCGGUCCCCCACUUCUCCAAUCAAGGAGUUGGUUUUCAGGUUGUUGGAUGCUUUGUAGAUUCCUUGAUAUGAUCUUCUUGACUUUUGUUCUGUGUAAUAGGCCUUCAUCUAGGCUGUUGAACUCCUUGACAUGAGGAGCUGCUUAUUUUUGUGAAACUAUCUAAUGCUGUUUUGCCAAUAGCUGCCCCUUCAAAAGUGGCUCAAAGAAAUCCUAGAUUUACUUCAUGCUGUGAAAUUUUUGUAUCUUGUUUUAAUUGAGAUUCAGCCUCCAA